AUGGAUCCAAGAUUUGGACAUGGACGGGUGCGUUCUUCGGAGAACUUAGCACCACGACAUAUUCCGAUGCCAGGAAUCCCGGAUCCCCAUCCACAGCAAGGGCACCUCUACCACCGCCCAAGUGAUCCGGAGAUGCAUACCUAUGGACCGGAAGAUGAUCCUCAAGAAUAUGCUUUCAACCCUGAAGAGCACCAACAGGCGUAUUAUCACCAGCCUUAUCAGGCCGCACCGCAAGAUAUCCCCCUGUUGGCAAGAAACCCUAGCCACGAGCCCCUUUAUGAUCCCCAUGAAGAAGAUCGCCCGCCUCCUCGUUUUCGGGAUUCUCACCAAUCAUUCCAAUCCGGCCACAGUAUUCCAUCGGCGCCAGGGACCCCAGGCGUGGGUGGCAUUGAAACCAAGGAUGGGCAGCAGCCCACUGAGGGCAGAGUUGGGCACUUAGUUUACGACUGCCCAGUACCGCCUAGGUUGCUUAAGUCAAUUCAACACCCUGGGGGUACUGGUCGCGAUGAAUUCACCCAUAUGCGAUACACAGCUGCAACAUGCGACCCUUCCGAAUUCAUGGCGGAGCGGUUUAACCUCCGGCAACAGCUCUUCGGGAAACCUAGACAUACGGAGCUGUUGAUCGUGGUUACGAUGUAUAAUGAGGAUGACGUGCUGUUUGCCAGAACUAUGAUUGGAGUCUUCCAAAAUAUUGAGUAUAUGUGCUCUAUGAAGGGCAAGCAUAAGGGUUUGUGGGAUAAGGAGGGCUGGAAAAACAUCGUUGUUUGUGUGGUUAGUGAUGGCCGUGCAAAAAUUGAUAUCAGGACUAGGGCAGUCUUAACAGCCCUUGGAGCUUACCAGCACGGCGUGGGCAGGGAGAAAGUCAACGACAAGAAGGUCACAUCUCACAUAUACGAGUACACUACCAAAGUUGGCAUUGGGAUCAAGAACGGCGUUGUGGAGACAAAACCAGGUAUGCAGUGCCCGGUGCAAUUGUUAUUCUGUCUUAAGGAAGAGAACCAGAAGAAAAUCAAUUCUCAUAGGUGGGCUUUGCAGGCGUUUGGUGAGGCUCUCCAACCGAAUGUUGUGGUGCUCUUAGAUGCUGGUACAAGACCUGGGCCCAAGUCAAUAUAUCAACUGUGGCGUGCUUUCGAAAUCGAUGAGAAGUGCGGCGGUGCUUGCGGAGAGAUCAAAGCCAUGCUAGGGACCGGUGGCAGAAAUCUCCUAAACCCACUCGUUGCGGCUCAGAACUUCGAAUAUAAGAUGAGCAACAUUUUAGAUAAGCCCAUGGAGUCGGCCUUUGGAUUUAUAUCCGUUCUUCCGGGUGCCUUUUCUGCCUAUCGAUUCAUGGCUCUGCAGAAUGAUUCGCGAGGUCAAGGCCCUCUUGAAAAAUACUUCGACGGCGAGAAACACCAUCUAGACGCCGGGAUCUUCACCAAAAAUAUGUACCUUGCAGAAGAUCGAAUUCUCUGUUUCGAGCUUGUCGCAAAAAGAAAAUCGUCUUGGGUGUUGACCUACGUCUGCACAGCUACCGGGGAGACCGAUGUCCCCGAAGAGAUGCCAGAACUGAUCAAGCAACGUAGGCGUUGGCUUAAUGGGUCUUUCUUCGCUGCAGUGUAUGCACUAGCACAUUUCUACCAAAUCUUCCGCAGUUCGCACUCUAUGAUGAGGAAGGUCAUGUUCUUGGUGGAGUUUCUAUAUCAACUAAUUAGCAUGGUAUUCUCUUGGUUUGCAGUCGGCAAUUUCUUUCUCGUCUUCCGCAUUCUCACCACUGCGUUAGGGGCACCGGAGCUCCUAGGCAGAGCAGGGGAGCUUAUAUCUGUGGCGAUAGAGUGGAUUUAUCUGGGAUCUUUGGUCACCUGCUUUGUCCUGUCCCUCGGAAAUACGCCUGACGGAUCAAGGCGAUUUUACAUGGUGAUGGUAUACACCUUCGCUAUAAUAAUGCUGUAUCUUCUAUUCGCUUCGGUAUUCAUCAGCUACAAGUCUGUCCAGGCUGAAUUACACGACGGAAUCAAAUUUACGAUCUCGAAGCUGUUUAAUAACUCGAUCUUUUUUACGCUUAUUGUAUCAUUGCUUUCUACUUAUAUCCUGUGGAUAUUUAGCUCCAUAGCAUUUCUCGAUCCUUGGCAUAUUGUAACAUCGUCAUUUCAAUACAUGCUCCUCUCUCCAACCUACACGAAUGUCAUCAACGUUUAUGCGUUCUGCAAUACCCAUGAUGUAACAUGGGGCACGAAAGGCGAUGACAAACCGGAGAAAUUGAAGACAGCCAAAAUUAAUAGCGAGGGCAAAUCUGAUGAGGAUCCCGAAUUUGACGAUGGUGACUUGAAUGCCUCCUACGACUCGGCAUUGCAAAAAUUCUCUUCGGUGGCUCCCAAAGAAGAACCCAAGCCAAACGUUAGUGAAGCGGAGUUGAAUUACAAUAAAGCUUUUAGGAGCUACGUUGUUCUUGCAUGGAUGUUCUGCAAUGCUGCGCUCGUUGCUGCGGUGUUGAAUACAGGUGGCCUCAAUCGGCUCUCUGUCAACAAAGCCAAAGGCGAAAACCAGGCGACUGUGAAGAUCUACCUUCUAACAAUCUUGUGGAGCGUAGCGGGCUUGUCGGCGUUUAAAUUUGUUGGCUCGAUGUGGUAUCUUAUUAAACGAAUUUUUAAGAGGUAG
Venustampulla echinocandica is the source of this 2634-nucleotide messenger RNA. RefSeq names its product Nucleotide-diphospho-sugar transferase. Bases 1 to 2634 code for a protein of 877 amino acids. Gene Ontology annotation, cellular component: cell periphery; cell septum. The record is from RefSeq and is a predicted model, not a curated record. NCBI's taxonomy places the organism in Eukaryota, Fungi, Ascomycota, Leotiomycetes, Helotiales, Pleuroascaceae. Gene Ontology annotation, molecular function: chitin synthase activity. The transcript has 5 exons.